AUGUGGUCAACUUUAACGGAUCGAUUUUCAUUAACACGAUCAUUAGAAAAUCUUGUUGUACAUCGACGAAUAAUAUGUUUAACAGCAGUUAAUGAUUCUCCUACAAAUACCAUUGCUCGAAAGACAAAACCGAAUGGAAUUGAUGAUUACCAACAUAUAAAAGCCUAUCAAAAUAUGAAAUCUCUUAAUUCACCUAAACAUAUUAUGAUGGAUUAUUCGGAUUUAGAACGAAGUAAUAUUUAUGCUGAAACACCACCUAAAGUUAAAUCAACAACACCUAUCAAAGAUUCGACAUCGGCACGUCAACGACCACCAAUACCAGUUCGUACUGAUUCAUCACGUAGUGUUGGUAAUACAUCAAUGUCAUCACAAACGACAACACCAUCUAAUUCAUUUCGUCAAGAUCCAAGAACAAUUAUGAGUCGAUCAACAGAUUCAUCAUCAUCAUCAUCAUCUGGAUUAACAUCGCAAAUAAAAAAUGUUACAAAUAAUAAUACUAAAUCAAAAUCAACAUAUGAUAUUGAAACAGCAAUUUUAUAUAAUAAUAAUAAAUGUUUAAAUAUGAUUACCAGUGCAUAUUCGAAACCAUUACAAUCAGUUAAAGAAGAUGAAUGUCUUGAAGUUAAUAAUAAUAAUAAUCAUCAUCAUGAAAAUUAUUCAAAGGUAAAUAGACUCUAG
Messenger RNA from Adineta steineri, 678 nucleotides. The record is from the annotation of a GenBank genome assembly. NCBI's taxonomy places the organism in Eukaryota, Metazoa, Rotifera, Eurotatoria, Adinetida, Adinetidae.